AUGGUUAUUGCUCAUUGUGUAACGUCAGUCAUAAAGGGGCCAGGCUCAUCAGUUGGAGAAGAACAGAAAAAGAAAAUUCCUGGUGGCGGAGAAUUCCGCCCGAACUCGAGCUCUCUGCCCCCGGCCUCGCUCAAGCUGUCUGCCCCCGGCCACGCUCAAGCUGUCUGCCCCCGGCCACGCUCAAGCUCUCUGCCCCCGGCCACGCUCAAGCUGUCUGCCCCCGGCCACGCUCAAGCCGUCUGCCCUCGGCCACGCUCAAGCUGUCUGCCCCCGGCCACGCUCAAGCUGUCUGCCCCCGGCCACGCUCAAGCUGUCUGCCCUCGGCCACGCUCAAGCUGUCUGCCCUCGGCCACGCUCAAGCUGUCUGCCCCCGGCCACGCUCAAGCUGUCUGCCCUCGGCCACGCUCAAGCUGUCUGCCCUCGGCCACGCUCAAGCUGUCUGCCCCCGGCCACGCUCAAGCUGUCUGCCCCCGGCCACGCUCAAACUGUCUGCCCUCGGCCACGCUCAAGCUGUCUGCCCCCGGCCACGCUCAAGCUGUCUGCCCCCGGCCACGCUCAAGCUCUCUGCCCCCGGCCACGCUCAAGCUCUCUGCCCCCGGCCACGCUCAAGCUCUCUGCUCCAGGACUCGUCUCAGCUAA
Messenger RNA from Procambarus clarkii (red swamp crayfish), 639 nucleotides. Lineage: Eukaryota; Metazoa; Arthropoda; Malacostraca; Decapoda; Cambaridae. The record is from RefSeq and is a predicted model, not a curated record.